Molecule: messenger RNA, 918 nt
Organism: Pocillopora damicornis (cauliflower coral)
Lineage: Eukaryota; Metazoa; Cnidaria; Anthozoa; Scleractinia; Pocilloporidae
Product: potassium channel subfamily K member 15
Biological process (GO): potassium ion transmembrane transport; stabilization of membrane potential
Cellular component (GO): plasma membrane
Molecular function (GO): outward rectifier potassium channel activity; potassium ion leak channel activity
Source: RefSeq, a predicted model, not a curated record
AUGAAGAAGCUGCUAAUGAAAAGUCUGUUUAGAGUCUCACUGCUUUUUGCGUAUACCUUGUUUGGAGGAGGCCUUUUCUACUGCAUUGAGAAAAAGCCCGAAGACAAUAGGGAUGUUUAUUUAAGACUCUCUCGAGAGCUGCAAACAAACUUUACAAACAGGUUCAAUGUUUCUAUAAAGGAGAACGAUUUUAAAAGUUUCAUCCAUAGAGCUUUCGAAGUGGUCCAAGUUGGUCAUAAAGCGGAUUGGAGCUUCCUUAGUUCCCUCAGCUUUUCGCUGACAACGUUGGCGACUGUUGGUUAUGGCCACAUUACACCAGAGACUCCAUUUGGAAAAAUCGUCACUGUUUUAUAUACCUUUGUUGGUGUUCCUCUGACGAUGCUAACUCUGAAGACAAUGGGUAAAAUGGUUUCCAAACUGGUUUAUGACUUCGUUUACGCAAUCGAGACAAAGUUGCUUAGCAGGACACGACCUCGAAACAUUAAAAAGAAGAGUGUUUUUGUGACAUUUGCUCUCAUGAUUCUGACCGUUUGUCUCGGUGGAUUAGAAGGAAUGUAUGUGGAAGGUUGGACUUUUGUAGAAGGCUUUUACGCAUGGUUCGCUACACUUUCCACUCUGGGUUACGGUGACUACGUUCCCGGAUGGAGUGUGCUUUUACAAGUUGAAGAAUCUUCAAAUCCAAAAUCUCAGUUAAAUCUUGUUUUGAUCAUCUUUAUUUCAGCUCUCCCAAGCAUGGCAGCUCUGUGUGUAGUUGCUGGUUUUUUAAACUCACUCGCUGAAACCAUUGAAGAGUUAAAAAUCAAAUCGAACGCUCGGAAUCUCUUUCUUGGGCAUCAUAACAAGAUAAUGGAAACUGGAAGUACAUAUAGCAACGAAGUAAUUUGCGGUUCCAGAAGAGCGCGAUCGGCCACUUUGUAA